Messenger RNA from Rubroshorea leprosula, 3403 nucleotides. The record is from the annotation of a GenBank genome assembly. Lineage: Eukaryota; Viridiplantae; Streptophyta; Magnoliopsida; Malvales; Dipterocarpaceae.
AGGCCCAGUUAGCUCAGGCCGUCAUGUUCCGACAUCAAUGGAGAGUACUCGGGGCGAGUGCUUUAUGUUUCCUCGACGCACUGACCGCAGCUUUCCCGCUCCCUAAACCCUUCCAUCGCCUUCACUGCUCCGAUUCAUAUCUUCCUGCUCCGCUUAACCUAGCUCAGUUCAGGAAGCAAAAUAAAUUUGCAAAAUGGAUGACAAUUUGUAUGAUGAGUUUGGGAACUACAUUGGACCUGAAAUAGAGUCUGAUAGAGAGAGCGAAGGGGAGGAUGAAGAUGAGGACCUCCCAGACCAGCACGUAGAGGAUGGUGCAGAAUCUGAUGGUGAGGCAUCACCUGGUGCUUCUAAUGGGUGGAUAACUGCCUCUACUGAUGUUGAUAUGGAUAAUCAGAUUGUUCUUGCUGAGGACAAGAAAUACUACCCAACUGCUGAAGAGGUGUAUGGCGAGGAUGUUGAGACGUUGGUUAUGGAUGAAGAUGAGCUGCCUCUUGAGCAACCCAUUAUUAAACCUGUUAAGAACAUCAAGUUUGAGGUUGGAGUGAAGGACUCCUCGACUUACGUUUCAACCCAGUUUUUGAUUGGUUUGAUGUCGAAUCCGGCUCUGGUUCGAAAUGUUGCCCUUGUGGGGCAUUUACAACAUGGAAAGACAGUGUUUAUGGAUAUGCUUGUUGAACAAACCCACCAUAUGUCCACUUUUGAUGCAAAGAGUGAGAAGCACAUGAGGUACACAGAUACAAGGAUUGACGAGCAAGAAAGAAAGAUAUCCAUCAAGGCAAUUCCAAUGUCACUUGUGCUUGAGGAUAGUAACUCAAAAUCAUACCUGUGUAACAUCAUGGACACCCCUGGUCAUGCCAAUUUUUCUGAUGAAAUGACUGCUGCUCUCAGGCUUGCCGAUGGUGCUGUCUUGGUUGUUGAUGCUGCUGAAGGAGUGAUGGUAAACACAGAGAGGGCUAUACGCCAUGCAAUACAGGAGCGCCUGCCUAUUGUAGUUGUAAUCAAUAAAGUUGACAGACUGAUAACUGAACUCAAACUACCCCCAAAGGAUGCUUACCAUAAGCUAAGGCAUACACUGGAGGUCAUUAAUAACCAUAUUUCUGCAGCAUCAACAACUGCUGGGAAUGUUCCAGUUAUUGAUCCAGCUGCUGGAAAUGUUUGUUUUGCAAGUGCAAGUGCAGGAUGGUCCUUCACUUUGCAAUCAUUUGCAAAACUCUAUGUCAAACUCCAUGGGAUUCCAUUUGAUUCUGAGAAGUUUGCAUCUCGUCUCUGGGGAGAUUUUUACUAUCAUCCAGAUACAAGGGCUUUCAAAAGGAAACCUCCAGCAAGUGGAGGAGAAAGAUCAUUUGUCCAAUUUCUCCUGGAACCUCUCUAUAAAAUAUAUAGCCAGGUGAUAGGGGAACAUAGGAAGAGUGUGGAGGCGACACUUGCUGAAUUGGGUGUGACUCUUAGCAAUGCUGCAUACAAGUUGAAUGUCAGACCUUUGUUAAGGCUGGCUUGCAGUUCUGUUUUUGGAUCAGCCUCAGGCUUCACUGAUAUGCUGGUUGCACACAUACCUUCUCCUAAAGAUUCUGCAUCUAGGAAGAUUGAUCAUAUAUACACUGGACCCAAAAAUUCUAUGAUUUACAGUGCCAUGGUGGAUUGUGAUCCAUCUGGCCCCCUCAUGGUCAAUGUAACCAAAUUGUAUCCCAAGUCCGAUUGUAGUGUCUUUGAUGCUUUUGGUAGGGUUUAUGGUGGUAAAAUUCAGACAGGGCAAACAGUGCGAGUACUGGGAGAAGGCUAUUCACCAGAGGAUGAGGAAGACAUGACAGUAAAAGAAGUAACUAAACUGUGGAUUUAUCAAGCUCGAUAUAGGAUUCCCAUAAGCAGUGCCCUUCCAGGUUCUUGGGUCCUCAUUGAAGGUGUUGAUGCAUCAAUAAUGAAAACUGCCACCCUGUGUAAUGUUGAUCUUGAUGAGGAUGUGUAUAUAUUCCGACCCUUACAAUUCAAUACCCUUCCUGUGGUGAAAACUGCUACUGAGCCUUUAAAUCCAAGUGAGUUGCCCAAGAUGGUGGAGGGGCUUCGAAAGAUUAGCAAAAGUUACCCUCUAGCUAUUACUAAAGUAGAGGAGUCUGGUGAGCACACUAUUUUAGGUACUGGAGAGUUGUACUUAGAUUCAAUUAUGAAGGACCUUAGAGAGCUUUAUUCAGAGGUGGAAGUCAAGGUGGCAGAUCCUGUUGUAUCAUUCUGUGAAACAGUGGUGGAAUCUUCAUCAAUGAAGUGUUUUGCUGAAACACCCAACAAGAAGAAUAAGAUAACCAUGAUUGCUGAGCCCCUGGAGCGAGGACUUGCAGAGGACAUUGAAAAUGGUGUUGUAAGCAUUGACUGGAGUCGAAAAAUACUUGGUGACUUCUUCAAGACAAAAUAUGACUGGGAUUUGCUUGCCGCACGUUCUAUAUGGGCAUUUGGCCCUGAUAAGCAGGGACCUAACAUUUUGUUAGAUGACACACUCCCAACUGAAGUUGAUAAGGGCUUGCUGGGUGCUGUCAAGGAUUCCAUUGUUCAAGGAUUUCAGUGGGGAGCUAGAGAAGGACCUCUCUGUGAUGAGCCAAUCAGAAAUGUUAAGUUCAAAAUUGUGGAUGCUAGGAUUGCACCUGAACCAUUGAAUCGGGGAUCUGGUCAGAUCAUUCCAACAGCUCGACGUGUAGCCUAUUCAGCUUUCCUUAUGGCAACACCUCGACUUAUGGAACCAGUAUAUUAUGUGGAGAUACAGACACCAAUCGACUGUGUCUCUGCUAUCUAUACAGUGUUGUCCCGUAGGCGUGGACAUGUUACAGCUGAUGUGCCUCAGCCAGGGACACCAGCUUAUAUUGUGAAGGCAUUUCUACCUGUGAUUGAGUCAUUUGGAUUUGAGACUGACUUGAGGUACCAUACUCAAGGGCAAGCAUUUUGUCUAUCUGUUUUUGAUCACUGGGCUAUAGUCCCUGGAGAUCCACUUGAUAAGAGCAUAGUUCUAAGGCCUCUUGAACCUGCACCCAUCCAGCAUCUCGCUCGUGAAUUUAUGGUAAAGACAAGGCGUAGGAAGGGCAUGAGUGAAGAUGUGAGCAUCAACAAGUUCUUCGACGAGGCAAUGAUGGUGGAGUUGGCUCAGCAGGCUGCCGAUCUUCAUCAGCAAAUGAUAUAACAGAAACAAGUUUCUUGUCUCUAGUAUGUGAUAGAAUAGUUUUAUGUGUUUUUGUUUUUCCAAACAGCAGAAACGAUAUUUCCUUGUAUGAUACAAAGUUGAGUUUUAGCAUAGCACUAGUUACCCUGCUAACUGCUUGCUUCACUCUCGGCAAACUUGAACGCAUUGCGUUACAUAAUUUGAGACGAUCUAUCUCAUUUAGACUGCAUUUUGAAUUUUGACUAUUAAAUCGUAUGUUUAGUA